GCCCCGCCGCCCGCGAGCCCCGCCGAGGUCCGGACAGGCCGAGAUGACGCCGAGCCCCGCGUUGCUGCUGCUGCUGCCGCCGCUGCUGCUGGGGGCCCUCCCUCCGGCCGCCGCCGCCCGAGGCCCCCCGAGGAUGGCGGACAAGGUGGUCCCGCGGCAGGUGGCCCGGCUUGGCCGCACUGUGCGCCUGCAGUGCCCCGUGGAGGGGGACCCGCCGCCACUGACCAUGUGGACCAAAGACGGCCGCACAAUCCAUGGUGGCUGGAGUCGCUUCCGCGUGCUGCCCCAGGGGCUGAAGGUGAAGGAGGUGGAGCGGGAGGACGCGGGCGCCUACGUGUGCAAGGCCACCAAUGGCUUCGGCAGCCUCAGCGUCAACUACACCCUCAUUGUGAUGGAUGACAUCAGCCCGGGGAGGGAGAGCCCAGGGCGUGAUGGCCCCUCGGGGGGCCAGGAGGACCCGGCCAGCAAGCAGUGGGCGCGGCCCCGCUUCACGCAGCCCUCCAAGAUGCGGCGCAGGGUGAUUGCACGGCCCGUGGGCAGCUCUGUGCGGCUCAAGUGCGUGGCCAGCGGGCACCCGCGGCCCGACAUCACGUGGAUGAAGGACGACCAGGCCCUGACUCGCCCAGAGGCCAGCGAGCACAGGAGGAAGAAGUGGACGCUGAGCCUGAAGAACCUGCGCCCCGAGGACAGUGGCAGAUAUACCUGCCGCGUGUCCAACUCUGCAGGCGCCAUCAACGCCACCUACAAGGUGGACGUGAUCCAGCGGACGCGCUCCAAGCCCGUACUCACGGGCACGCACCCCGUGAACACAACGGUGGACUUCGGGGGCACGACGUCCUUCCAGUGCAAAGUGCGCAGCGACGUGAAGCCAGUGAUCCAGUGGCUGAAGCGUGUGGAGUAUGGCGCUGAGGGCCGCUACAACUCCACCAUUGACGUGGGCGGCCAGAAGUUCGUGGUGCUGCCCACGGGUGACGUGUGGUCGCGGCCCGACGGCUCCUACCUCAACAAGCUGCUCAUCACCCGCGCGCGGCAGGACGACGCGGGCAUGUACAUCUGCCUGGGAGCCAACACCAUGGGCUACAGCUUCCGCAGUGCCUUCCUCACCGUGCUGCCGGACCCAAAGCCGCCGGGGCCACCCAUGGCCCCCUCGUCCUCGUCCACCAGCCUCCCGUGGCCAGUGGUCAUCGGCAUCCCGGCCGGCGCUGUCUUCAUCCUGGGCACCGUGCUCCUGUGGCUCUGCCAGGCCAAGAAGAAGCCGUGUGCACCCACACCGGCCCCUCUUGUGCCUGCACACCGCCCGUCUGCACCCGUCCGAGACCGCGGCGGGGACAAGGACCUGUCUGCACCGGCCGCCCUGGGCACCACCCCUGGCAUGGGGCUGUGUGAGGAGCUUGGGCCCCCGGUGGCUGCCCAGCACCUGCUGGGCCCAGGCUCAGCUGCUGGCCCCAAGCUCUACCCCAAACUCUACACGGACGUGCACACGCACACGCACACGCACUCACACACACACUCGCACGUGGAGGGCAAGGUCCACCAGCACCAGCACAUCCACUACCAGUGCUAGACAGUGCUGCCUCUCGGGGUGCCAGCCCACUCGAGCUGCAGUGCCACAGGGUGGGCAUGUGGAGGCAGGCGGGGCAGAGGGCCACGGAGGGGGAUGGACACAGGCGAGAGGCAUGGCCAGCACCCUGGGCGCCAUGUGUGAGGCGCGCGCACACACACACACACACUGACACCUGCAGACAUACACACACACUGACACACUCAGGCCGAGCACCUUAGGGAAGGUCUGUGUUUGUAACUUUGCAGUGCGCAUGUAGCAAUGGGCUAGUAGAUGAAGGAAGGCCUUGGCCCUGGUGAGGAGAAUUUCAUGGGGGCCAUGGCCACCCCUGGCCUGGCAGGAGAUCUGAGAGGCACCCUGGCUUUGCAAACCAAAAACCCCGACCCCUGCCCUGUGCCUGCCUGCCUGUGUCCCUGCCCAGGCCUCGGCAGGCGGGAGGCUAUUUUUGCCACCACCUGUCUUGGGUGUCCAGGAGUCCACCUGGGCCGGGGGGUCGGGCAUAGCAGUUCCAGGCCCAGUCCUGAGAGGCUGGAGCCUAGGGAGGGGUGAAUCCCGCCUCACCCAGCCUCCCACUGCCAGAGAGAAGGGGCCCUUGAUAUUUAUAUUUAAGAAAUUAAGAUAAUAAUAUUAAUAAUGAUGAGGGCUGGGCUGCAGAGACCGACCUGGCCUUGUGGCCAUGCUGGAUGUCCAGCUUGGGGCCGGGCACCCUUCACUCCACUGCCUGUGGUGGCCGCAGACCUCUGUAAGUUUAUAGAGUUUGAGCUGAA
Molecule: messenger RNA, 2328 nt
Organism: Ceratotherium simum simum (southern white rhinoceros)
Lineage: Eukaryota; Metazoa; Chordata; Mammalia; Perissodactyla; Rhinocerotidae
Gene: FGFRL1
Product: fibroblast growth factor receptor like 1
Cellular component (GO): plasma membrane
Molecular function (GO): fibroblast growth factor receptor activity; fibroblast growth factor binding
Source: RefSeq, a predicted model, not a curated record